Molecule: messenger RNA, 751 nt
Organism: Coregonus sp. 'balchen'
Lineage: Eukaryota; Metazoa; Chordata; Actinopteri; Salmoniformes; Salmonidae
Source: the annotation of a GenBank genome assembly
AUGACCAAGCAGACCUACCCUGGAAAACUGGACAACCUGGUCAGCACUUGUUGAUUUUAUAUUUUACAUAUUUUCAGUGAAUGGCAAACUGUGGUUUGAUAAUGCUCUUCCACCAUGUUUUCAGGCAGCUGGGGGUCUAGUAGCAGGUAUCAUUGUGAAAAACGAUCAAGGAAUGUGAGCAGGAGGCCUGCAUCCCAGCAGACAUAGCAGAGACUGCAUGCCCCGUGAGCACAGUGAGUUGAUUGAUGUCUCAACAGGAGUGGGGGCGGCAGGUAAUUUAGUGGUUAAGAGCGUUGUGCCAGUAACCGAAAGGUUGCUGGUUCUAAUCCCCGAGCCGACUAGGUGAAAAAUCUGUUGAUGUGCCCACUUAAACCUAAUUGCUCAUGUAAGUCGCUCUGGAUAAGAGCGUCUGCUAAAUGACUAAAAUGUAAAUGUAAAAUAAGUGGGCAGCACUCUGCAGUGUCUCAUUGAGAAUGCUGUCUCUUUGCAUGCUUUUACGUAGGCCUACAUUCUCAUCCACAGUAUUUCAAUAUCCCCUGUGUCUUCUCUCAUAGCUCUACAUAUGAGGAUGAGGAGGGGGUGUUUCCAGAAAGCCAGUUUGUGUUCGACUUGGCCGCUACCUCCCGAGUUCAAGCUUAGGAUAGGGGAUGGGGAGGUACAAGAUUUCUACCUCUACUCCAUGGACAAGGUCAACCACUCUACUUUUGAGCACCUCCAGUCCUGCAUGAUAGUUCUUAUGUCUGGCCCAUGA